Messenger RNA from Peromyscus leucopus (white-footed mouse), 1543 nucleotides. Its product is annotated as chromosome 16_21 C22orf15 homolog. Lineage: Eukaryota; Metazoa; Chordata; Mammalia; Rodentia; Cricetidae. Bases 1 to 738 code for a protein of 245 amino acids. The transcript has 7 exons. The record is from RefSeq and is a predicted model, not a curated record.
AUGGGCCUGACCAGAGCUCCACCUGCAGGCCCGCCCUACUCCCACUGCCAUGGAGACCAUCGGGAGCUGAAGGAGCUGCGGACACCCAGAAAGCAGCACAAGAAAAAGGAGGCCAGUGGUCUUGAACUAGCUGAGCGAGUGGGUGAGCAGGGGCCAGACCCGAGCCAGGAGCCACGCCCACCUACUCAGCAUUCCUCAGGCGCACAGUUCCCAGCCAUGUUUAUCACUGUGAUGUUUGGAGGUAUGGGAGAGAAAAUGCUCCUAGUUGGGGGAGGCAGUGAUGUCCUACUCAACUACGCCCCUCUCUUAGCUGGUUGUCAGGUGCUGGUGAACACCUGGUGUAGCCUGGUGACCUUCAUUACACAUCUGAAACAGAAAGUUCAGGUCCCCCCAGAAGUAACCAUUGCUCUUCUGGCUGAAGACGGGCAUCUGGUGAGGCUGGAAGAGGGGAUCACCCAGGCCCCCUCCAUGGCCUGUUCCCUGCUACAGGAGCAAGGGACCUAUGUCCUGGUACAGAUCACUGGAGGGAGAGAUGGGACUCCCGCCCACUAUGAGUCCCUACUGGACAACCUAGAUGACCACUGUCCAGAGUUAGCAGAGGAGCUGUGCUGGCUCUCCGGCUUUCCAGCUACAAGCAACAGUCAGAGAAGACGCCCCGGCAUUCGGCGCGGCCACCGGGAACAAGGCCCCCCUUCAAGGUCUCGAAAGGUGGUCUCCCUACCAUCCAGAAACCGCUAGCUGGAGCCUGAGCCAGGUACAGAAGAGUUAUGGAAACUCAGGAAGAUCCAAAAGGGGGUAAGCCCUUCCUGAGAGACACGUGUGCUGAGGGGUACAGCUUUCACACACCUACACACCCAGGACAGUUCACACCGUACCUAGUGAGAAGUCCCACUAUACUGCUGGAGUAUAAGGAUCCUAAAGGCAGACAAGCUACGAGUUUAAGAAGCUGGUACACACUUCUCCAGCCUGGCACACCGUAGGUGCUCGAUGCACAGCUGCUGCCUGUGAAAGCAGCAACAGUGUGUGAUGAAGCCGUCUGUGCUGGGGUCUGAAGGGCCUGCUUCCGUCCCAGCAGGUCCUAUGACCUGGCGCGCCACAACCAAGUGGCCCAGCUGGACUUGGAUCCAAGGGGACUGGCCCUGACCUCGGCAUUAUGAUCAACUGCACACAGACCGCAGUCCAGCGGGACUCCUCUUUCAGAAUCUGGCAUUACUAAGAAGUUGCAUCAGCAAGAAGGGAAAGGUCACAGACAGGAUGUGAGAGCCCCUCCACUCCCCCCCCCAUUUGAGCGCAGAGAAAAGGAUCCAAGGACAAAAACAGGAAGAGUGAGCUGGCCGAUGGUCUGUGUGGGGCAGACAGUAGGCGCUCCUCUUGAGGUUUCAGGUCCCAGGGACUAAGACCCUCUCCCCCCACUUCGAGAGAUCCCUAGAGGAAUCUGUCCUUGGCUAUUUACAAUUUAGAUUAUAACAGGGUUCCUCCCUCCCCACCCUAGAGGUUCAAGGACAGCCUAGGGUUACACAGCAGGAAAUAUUCUCUCUCUCCC